AUGUCCUCUGAGUGCCUUGCUUCUGAGAGGUUCUCUGCCACCGACUCGGACGUGACAUUCGAGUCUGCGGACAGCGUACUCUUCAAGCUGCAUCGCGCGAAUCUUUCCACGCACUCUUCCAUAUUCCCUGUCGGCUCUGAGAUCCGGAGCGAUGGCGAGGUAGUGAAGCUUCAAGAAGACUCGGAAGUCCUGGAGGUUCUCUUUCAGCACGUUUACCCCGGAGACAUUCCCACGAUGGACGAUAUACCAUUCCCACUUCUGUCGAGGAUAGCAGAUGCAGCGCAGAAGUACCAGAUCACGGUGGCCAUGGAGAUCUGUCGCUUGCAUAUGAGGAACCAUAUCAUCUCCCAUCCGCUCGGUGUAUUUGCGUACGCCGUCAAGCACGGCUACGACUCUAUGGCAGAUCAGACCGCGCUCAGAACGCUCGAUUAUGAGCCACAAUCCGUACUAAAUGCUACAGGGCCGGUACACUUCGCGCAUUGGGUACUGUACAGGGACCACUGGAUCAAGGUUCGCGAUAGCUUUCUGCUGUGCAGCGAGCUUGACAAGUCCCAUUUGGAUGGAUGUCAUGAGCGUUGGCGAGCUGGGCGGCCAAAGGCAUGGCCUGUAAAGCUUGCCGCUUUACAGGACACAGAUGCCUUUUUCGCACCUGUGCUGGCCAUUUCUACCUCGCUGUGCAAUAAAUGUCCCAGAUGGUGGCAGGACAGAGUGGCGCGCUUCAAAUCGUUGGUUGAAGCAAUCCCGACAUAUACCCAUGUUGCGCGCUCUCUUUGA
This is a messenger RNA of Peniophora sp. CBMAI 1063, 774 nucleotides long. The record is from the annotation of a GenBank genome assembly. NCBI's taxonomy places the organism in Eukaryota, Fungi, Basidiomycota, Agaricomycetes, Russulales, Peniophoraceae.